CUAAUUAGUAAUUACUAUAAUUCUUUAUCUUUCUUUUCAACAAAUUUUCUAUGUUCCGCCAAUUUUGAUGAAUCAUGCAAUAUUUGGACUACCCAAAGUCCCAAACAUUUGAAGAAUACACAAUCACACAUUGACGUGUAAUUUGAGAUUGCAUGGGUCCAAAAUAAUGAAACUUAAUAAAUCGAUAAAUAAAAUUAACAAAAUAAAAUUUACAUGAGAAAUUGUGAAAAACUUCAUCCGAACUGUCCGCUAUUUUGCGGCCAAAACUGUCAUGCGCUUCCUUUUUCAGUGAUUACUUGGUUUUGCAAAGCAUGGAACCGACAGAGACAAAACCUCAUACCUCCCAUUUUCAAUAUCUAUGCUUGGAUUCACGUCCACUUCAAAGUUCAAGGGGCUGUUUUGACCUUGCUCCAAAGUUAUAUCUAUGGCUCAGUCAGCCUUUGUGCCGGGACGAUGUAUUACAGACAACAUUAUGGCGGCGUUUGAGUGCUUUCACACGAUGAGCAAAAGAACUAAAGGGAAGAUUGGCUACCUAGCGGCAAAGAUUGAUAUGGCCAAAGCUUACGACAGGGUGGAGUGGCAUUUUUUGGAGGGGGUUAUGCGAAAGAUGGGGUUUGAUGAAAGAUGGAUCAGGAUUGUCAUGCUGUGUGUGACGACGGUCUCAUAUUCAGUCCUUGUCAACGGGCACAAGUCAGAAACGUUUGCUCCAGGAAGAGGUAUCAGGCAAGGGGAUCCGCUAUCACCGUACCUCUUUCUGCUGUGUGCGGAGGGGUUAUCGGCCUAUACUUCCCAAGCAAUUCAACAGGGACGUUUACAUGGAUUUAAACCAGCUCAGGGAGCUCCGGUAAUAUCACAUCUGUUCUUUGCAGACGAUAGUAUUUUCUUCACUAGAGCGACUGUUCCCGCGAGCUUAAUGCUUAAGGGAAUACUUCGAGACUAUGAGAAAGAAUCCGGGCAGCAGGUUAGCUUUCAGAAAUCAGACGUGUCCUUCAGCAAGAAUGUGUCUCAUCAUCGACGGUUGGAGAUAGGAGGUAUUUUGGGUAUGAAGGUGGUAGAGAAGCAUAAUAAGUACCUCGGGUUGGGGACAGUGGCUGGGAGAUCGAAGAAGGAGCUGUUUGGGGAUAUUGUUGAAAGAAUUAAAAAGAAACUGAAGGGAUGGAAGGAAAAAACUCUCUCGGUUGCGGCAAGAGAGGUGCUCAUUAGAUCGGUCGCGGAAGCUCAACUUAACUAUGCGAUGUCAGUCUUUAGGGUGCCAGAAGGUGUGAUUGAUGAGGUGCAGAGUUUGAUCACAAGGUUCUGGUGGGGACAGCGAGGGGAAGAGCGCAAGGCUCAUUGGAUAAAUCGGGAUAGGCUAGUGAUGCCGAAAGAAAUGGGUGGGAUGGGAUUACGAGAGCUGCGAGGACUCAACACGGCUUUCCUUGCAAAGCAGCUAUGGGGAUUGCUGAAUCAACCAGAGUCCCUUAUAGCUCGUAUCCUACGAGCAAAGUACCACAAGAACGAUUCCAUUUUGAAUGCAGAACUGGGCUAUAGGCCAAGCUUCGUCUAGCGCAGCUUACUUAGUGCGCAGGAGUUCCUGAGAGCAGGUUUAAGAUGGCGCAUCGGAAAUGGAGGACUGGUAAGGGUAUGGGGAGAUAAAUGGGUACCUUCAAA
Molecule: messenger RNA, 1650 nt
Organism: Linum trigynum
Lineage: Eukaryota; Viridiplantae; Streptophyta; Magnoliopsida; Malpighiales; Linaceae
Source: the annotation of a GenBank genome assembly